CUCCCUUCUACACUCUGGGCAAUAUUUAUCAGGUUCGUCCUCUUGAAGAACAUGAUCAUGGGUCCUUUGAUUUUCUGGGCAACUUUGUCCCCUUGCAAUUGCUGCUCGACACUGGGCGAUAUGUUUGAUGCGAGUAGGUUCACCACCUACGCUGGCAUGCCAGGUAGAGCACGCAAACAUGGCUCGUACGAUCUGACACAUCUUAGGGCAGUUGUUAGCAAUGCCUUUGGGUUGGUUCGACGAAUAGCAUACCUCGUCCUCGCUUUUGAAACGUCUUUCGGGUAUUACGAUGCCCAGCUGUCGGUCCUGGAAUCAUUCGAUAGAUACCUUUACGUCGAUUGGAAUACGGUCUCGGCUGUGGGGUUUGGUUUUAAGUAG
Trematosphaeria pertusa is the source of this 378-nucleotide messenger RNA. RefSeq lists its product as uncharacterized. The record is from RefSeq and is a predicted model, not a curated record. The transcript has 2 exons. Bases 52 to 378 code for a protein of 108 amino acids. Lineage: Eukaryota; Fungi; Ascomycota; Dothideomycetes; Pleosporales; Trematosphaeriaceae.